UGAAAGCAACGCCAGGGAGCCAAUAGCUUCGGCUAAUCGGAUCCGAGGUCUCAGCUGUGAAUAUUGGAACUUUCUCUGGAACCUGUUGCUUCUUUCACAUCCAUUUGCUACAGCACUGGGCUGUCGGUUGUCUGGGCUCUGGCACCGCUGCCGAAUCCAGCUUAUGGGCCAUUAGGUCGAUCGGUUGGGUUCCGAUGGGUCCUGUUCCCCCAGCCUUUCCGUGUAAUGGCUCCGAGCGGCUGUGGCUGUGCCGGUGGCUGGAAGCGAAUGCAGCGAGUCUGCGGGAGUUGCACGUACAGAGGCAGGAGGCAGAGGAGCGGGUCGUGCGGGCCCUGAGCUGUACCGGCGAGGAUAAUGGAUUGCAGUGGGCAAGAAGCAAGACCAGGGGUUCUAUCCACAAUCAAACCGUAUGGGCUGGACCUGUGGGAGCCAAGUCUGAGCUUGGACCUGUGGGAGCCAAGUCUGAGCUUGGACCUGUGGGAGCCAAGUCUGAGCUGCAAGGAGACCCCGGGCUGGUUGGGGAUGAGCAGGGACACAUCCAGCGAGACAUAGAGCACAACCUGACGCGAUUAGGGGCACUUCAACUGGGGCAGAACCAUGAAGACAGAGACCACUUUGUGUUAAGAGGGGCUUUCAAGGAUGCAGAGUUUCCUGACGAUGGAACUGGCCAAGCCCAGGAGACCCACCUGAUAAGAACCAGCAAAGCAGAACCGUGUGUUACCCAGGGGUGCGUGAGAAGGGGGGCAACAGAACCGGGACAGGGCCAGACUGGGGUAGAAGUUAGCGGCAGGAACCAGGACUGGAUCUGGGACAAAGAGAACUUGAUCUCUGCGGUACCACCUGAUACUUCUGGACUGCACAGAAUUGGAUCUGGAUCGUGGGUCCCACGUCUAAGACUGGGUAGCUCUGGGGUAACCAGUGACAUCAUCUUUUUGAGGAGGCUAAGUGGGAAUUCCCUGUCGACACCCAGCUCAGGGUUCUGUGAGGCCAGCGACAUAGAUUCCAUCUCCUCCUCUUGCUCUUCCCUGUGCAGCGAGGCAUCAUAUCCCACUCCCCUUUCCAUGAUGUCACCACGCCGGAAUUCUUCACUGAGGCCCAGGUCCACUGAUUGCAUUGGAGAGUGCAGAAAAGAUAUUCAGUAUGUAAGAGGAGGGGCCCAAAGACCAAUGUCAGCAGGUGCCCUCGAGUCCUCAUACUUUACAAGCCUGUCUCUGAACCAUUCCUGUUUUGAUAUUACACAGCGAGAGAAUGUGAUUCCACCUCCUAUCACCACCAUUUCUCCUACACUUUGUGUGGUCCAGCAACGACGUAGGGCUGAACGCUACAUCUAUAAACUGGCUCUCAAGUACCGGUGCAGGCCCGGGGCAGCACCUCUUCCCCCUGACUUGGGACCUACAGUGCACAGGGGUUUAGCCUCUCUCUCCCUUAUCUCUGUGUGUCCCCCUAGUACGCCUCCAUCCCCCCAGUGCAACACUCUCUCAUGCAGUGUAGGAGAUGUAAGGAAAACCCCAAAGAAUCAUGGAUCUUGGGGAAAGUUCCUGAGUCGAGUAAUGCUGCGCAGGGAUCCACGGGCUGCUUCAGAGAUGAAUCUUGAACUGUGUGGAAGAGGGAAUGGCACACCGUUAGUGGAGAACCACCUCCAGAGGGCCAAAUCUGUCCGGGACUUGUUCUCAGUCAGCUCAUUUAAAAAAAGUCAAAAAGGGUUAAAUAAGCUUCACUAACCUCUGUUGGAAAUGGAAACGUUUUAAAAAGCAUGCUAAACACCCCCCCCCCCCCCCCCCCCCCAAAAAAAAAAAGACCAUGAAGGGAUAAUGUACUAUAAGAUGCAAAGUUUGCAUCAGGUCUAGUAACCCAGAGCAACUAAUCAGCCAAUGGCAAUCAAACUGUACCUGAACAAUUAUUAUUAGACAUUUCACGAGAACCUCUUGCCUCGGAAUUUGUCAGUGUUACAGUUUGUCCUUUUCUCCUGCCCAUAAGCAGUUACUGAUAUUUUAUGUUAUUUCCUUGCGUACUGUAUAUGCUGUAUAUAGUAAGAUGUACAUAGUAAUGGCAGAAUGAUGCCGUGCCAUGUAAUAUUGUUUAAUUAAACUAAACCAAAAUUAAUCCAGA
Xenopus tropicalis (tropical clawed frog) is the source of this 2109-nucleotide messenger RNA. RefSeq names its product dishevelled binding antagonist of beta catenin 4 (gene dact4). Lineage: Eukaryota; Metazoa; Chordata; Amphibia; Anura; Pipidae. The record is from RefSeq and is marked predicted.